CUCAUAAACCAGGCAGGCAAAAGCACACAACAAACUUUCGAUGAAAUUAAAAAUAGAACACGAUACCACCAAGUCUGCUGCAGCAGCAGACCGCCCCGACCAUGAGACAGCAUGGCGACCCUUGGCCAUCCUUGGAAGGCGUAUGUUCCACCAAAAAGAACCAGCCCAACAGGUAGAGUCUGAAGAAUGUGCUCUUGGUACGGGACAAAAGAAGGCAACCUCUGACCAGAAACACGCAGCAGCCCGCAUCCAGAAUGAGAUUGCUCUUGGCCCCUUGCCUUCUGUCUGGGACUCUGUUGAAAAGUACAUGGAUGGAGACUCUGUAUUCAACAUGGCCAACACCUGUUCUACAGCCAAUGAUCUCUUUCGUGAAUCAGAGAGCUUCACCAGGCCAUGCUUGCCCUACAUACUGGGCCAUCAAGCAAGAGCACCCAAGAUCUACUAUGCCAUAGACCCCAACAAGCCACGGUGGUUGCAGAAGAUUGGCAAGCGCAAAAUGGUGCAAGUCAAACAUUCGUUCCUUGUGCUUUUGAUGCAGUCGUCCCCAGAAGUGGAUGGUGGUGACUAUCACAAGGUACAGCUCCAUUUCAUCUUUGACUAUCCAGCCACAGAUACCAUGAAAUUGUUAUAUGAGCAAGUUCGUAUUGAUGGCUACAGAUACAGCACGACGGAAGAGGCGCGGCCUGGCUGGACCAAGGUUCCAGUAGCGCCCAAGUUCCCCGUGACGACCUUGAUGAAAGAGGCCCUCACGACGUGUUUUGACAAAAUGCGUCGUUCUCCACCCUCUUCUUUCCCCUUUCGCCAGCAAGAAGAUGCGCGUGACUUGAUGGGAGCCAUGGAGACGCAUUGUCGUGGCAUCUUGGAUCUGGACGCCUUUCAAAAACGGAAAAUGCAAAGGGCAGAACGUCAAUUAGAACUGCUCAGGCUGAUGCAGCGGGAUGAUUUCCCCUUCCACCACGUCGCAGUGCAUUGAUUGAUUGAUUGAUGCCCGUGGCGUUUGUGUUUUCCAGUCGCAAAUGAACGAUUCCAACAUCCCUUCUUCGCAUCUUAGUGGCCGCAUAUACGUACACGAAACGACGUCUUGCUACUAGCUCGGCAACGGAUGAUAGUAGGGUGAUGGAAUGUUUAUCAUUCAAUCUAGACCCUAUGUUAAUUUAAUAACUAAAUGCUGGCUCCACUAGG
Molecule: messenger RNA, 1182 nt
Organism: Seminavis robusta
Lineage: Eukaryota; Bacillariophyta; Bacillariophyceae; Naviculales; Naviculaceae
Source: the annotation of a GenBank genome assembly